Messenger RNA from Maniola jurtina (meadow brown), 2774 nucleotides. Its product is annotated as pickpocket protein 28-like. The coding region runs from base 546 to 2300 and encodes 584 amino acids. Gene Ontology annotation, molecular function: ligand-gated sodium channel activity. Gene Ontology annotation, cellular component: membrane. Lineage: Eukaryota; Metazoa; Arthropoda; Insecta; Lepidoptera; Nymphalidae. The record is from RefSeq and is a predicted model, not a curated record. The transcript is spliced from 14 exons. Gene Ontology annotation, biological process: sodium ion transmembrane transport.
AUAUCACAACAUCAACUAGUUUACAAAUUCAUCAUUUCAAUCAAAGUACAGUUUGAAUAAAUAUGGCUUUAAAGACCAGUAGGUUUAUAAAUUCCUUUCGAUACUUUUUGGAUAUACCUAGUUAUAUCUCAUGUCCCCAGCUUACCCAACAGUACACACUAGGGACAUAAAAAUAAUUAAAAAGUUAUAUAUAAAAAGCUAAUUGCACUGGGGUGAACAUGGGCGGGUCAGUACAAAACAAAUGGCAAAUAAUAAAACUCCCUAAUUUAAAAUUAUUAAUUAACGCAUCACAUUUUACCGUAAUAAUAAGUUGACACACCUAUGAAACUUAAUUUACAAAGUAUGACACAAUCGCACAGUAUGUAUUUUAAUGUUUUUUUGAUGUUAAUAACAUUAUCAAAUGUGUAAUUCUUCGUAACUAUUCCAAUUUCGUAAUUGGCAUAUGACAUCCCAAGGGAUGCAGUAAUGGGUAUUUUUCGCUCUCCCCAAACCAAGCCCAAAUAUGAUUAUUCUUCGAUGUGCAAGCUUGACAGUCACUCGUCAGCAUGAGGCGACACUCCAGGUCCGAGAGCGUUGCCAACGUGCCAAUUGAUCCAGAAAAUAAAGAUCCACCCAUAGCGGCUGAAAAUGUAAAGAUCAAAAGGGGAAAAAUAAGUCUAAUUAAGCAGUAUUUGGUAGAUUACACAGCUAAUUCUAAUCUACAUGGUCUUAAAUACAUUGGAGAGAAGGAACGCACGUCUGUUGAAAAAAUAUUUUGGCUAUUCAUGUUCACAUGCUGUGUGGUGCUCUGCGCUGGGUUGAUUCGCAAAGUUUGGAUAAAGUGGAACGAAAGUCCAGUGAUCGUAAGCUUUGCUGAAAAUUCUACUCCAGUUUGGCAGAUCCCAUAUCCCGCUGUGACCGUGUGUUUCGAAACAAAGGCACAACAAACGAAAUUUAAUUUCACCGAAUAUUAUCAUCUUUACCAAAAUGAGAGCACUUACAAAAAUUUGACCGAGGAAGAGCGAAUGUUAUUUGAAGACAUUUCUCUAGUCUGCGACGAUCAUCUUGCUCCAGCAAAAGGGAGAAAAUUCUCUUCUGGAAACAUUACGGUUGAAAAUCUGAAAGAGUUAUCUCCAAAUAUAAGUGAAGUUUUUUUCGGAUGCAAAUGGAAGGAUAUCCCAAAAGAAAAUUGCUCCGAUCUGUUUCUACCGAUACUGACGGAAGAAGGCCUUUGCUAUACUUUUAACACGCUGGGAGCCGAGGAACUGUUUCGAGUAGAAAACCUUAACACAGAUUACAACUAUCUGGAGUACUCAAAUCGGACGGAGAACGAAAGCUGGAGCUUAGAGACCGGGUAUCAGCCCCAUACACCAUUAGAAACUUAUCCGCACAGAGGCUCGGGUUACGGUGUUAAGGCUGGAUUAACAUUUUUAUUGAAGGCUAGAACUAAAGAACUGGAUUAUUUAUGCAAAGGACCGGUUCAAGGUUUUAAGAUAUUACUUCACAAUCCAGCGGAACUGCCCCGACUUUCACAGCAGUAUUUUAGAUCGCCGCUGUCCCAAGAAGUUGUGGUCGCUGUCAAACCGAAAAUGAUGACCACCUCUGAAGGACUAAAGCCAUACGAUCCUACGAGGCGACAAUGCUAUUUCCCCAGCGAGCGCUACCUCCAAUACUUCAAAGUGUACACGCAAGCCAAUUGCGAAAUGGAAUGUCUAACCAACUUUACUUACGCACGAUGCGAAUGUGUCCAUUUCGGCAUGCCACACGGUCCUGGCAUGGCUGUGUGCAACGCGGGAAGUGUAGCUUGUAUAAAGAAAGCGCAAAUGGAACUGGUCACAGCCGACAUUGAAACUCGUAUAGCGACGGAAAAGCAGACUAACGACACUUUGGGUGAAGCUCGUCGUGUAGCAUCUGAAUGCAGAUGUCUACCCGCGUGUACUUCCAUAGAAUACGAGGCUGAAACAUCGCAGGCUGAUUACGACUGGAAGGCAAUUUAUAGAGCUUACAACUUACCGAUUGACGAAAACGAUAACGACCUUCUCUACGCUCGAGUGAUGAUUUUCUUUAAGGAAGCGCAAUUCAUAACAUCACGUCGUUCAGAAUUGUAUGGACAAACGGAUUUUCUUGCUAAUUGUGGCGGUCUACUCGGUCUUUUCAUGGGAUUUUCUAUACUCAGCGUAGCGGAAAUAUUAUAUUUUCUUACUUUGAGACUUUGCUGUUUGCUCUGGCGUCGACGUCAAAAUAAGAAAAAAGGGAAUUCAAAGAAGUAUAGUAACCAACAUCCGAAAAACGAAAAAAUUAAACAACUGUACGUUGAUUAAUUAUUAUUAUUAUUUAUUACGAGUACCAUAACAAAAUUAGCAGCUAUAGUGGCGACGGGUAACUUUAGAAACAUGUUAAACAUACAUACUUUAGAAAUAUUGUGAGUCGAUACAGUAUAAACGGGUAACAUUGGUAUAAUAGAGGGAGUUUCAGGAUACCAUUUAAAGUUUUGCGUAAAUGUGAUAUUUUGUAGAAUUAGGUGUCCCUCCAGAGGUUUUGAGUAGGUAAUAUGGGUAAUAUACAAUACAAAUUAUUAAAGGCCAUAGACUUUUUAAUUCUUUGUACUAUGACAAUGUUACUUCACAUCCAUGAUAAAAUAUUAUUUUAUAAUGGAAAAAAUUGGUAGUUAAUUGCUAGUUAAUUGGUAAUUAAUUUAUAUCAUAAGUAAUAGGAAUAAAUCAUAUUAUUAGAACCGUUUUUCCCCCGAAGGGUAAAAAACGGAUAUUUAGGUUUCAGCCGUAGCUUGAACCACA